This is a messenger RNA of Candidula unifasciata, 975 nucleotides long. The record is from the annotation of a GenBank genome assembly. NCBI's taxonomy places the organism in Eukaryota, Metazoa, Mollusca, Gastropoda, Stylommatophora, Geomitridae.
AUGAAGAUAUGGGGAAGUGAGGGCAAAGUCCUGUUGCAGAUUAUACACUUUUUCUUUGCUCUUGGUGGAGUUUUAUCUCCCUUGUACACAGAGCCUUUUCUGGCAAAACGGUUCAUGGACAAUGGAACAGCUACAGACAAUUUUACAACUGGAAAUUCUUCUCAAUUCUAUUAUUUGAAUGGUCCUCAGACAACGAACGUUCGACAUGCAUUCCUUGUCUCUGGUAUAUUCAUGGUUAUAACUAGUAUACCCUUUAUUGUAUCGAUUAUCAAGCCGCCUUCACAGAUCAUUAGGAACCAUCUAGAACAGAACAUAAAUAUCGGAAUGACUUAUAGAGAACUUCCAUGCUGUUUGCAUUUGUUCGUACUAACAAUUAUAUGCAUUAUUUUCUUGCUGUACUGCUGUGUCGAAUUGACGUUUGCAUCAUUUCUUAUGUCUUUCUUGAUCAAUGAAUACGAUUCUAUGACAAAGGCAGAAAGUGUACAUAUCAUUACUGUAUACUGGGUGUCCUUUGCAGCGUCCAGAUUUCUAAUGAUCUUUGUAUCGAAAUUGUUAUCAGCUAUCAGAUUAUUGUUUUUAUGUCUGUUUUUUAUGAUCGUGGCAUAUACUGGAUUUAUGAUUAGUGCACUAUUUGAGGUGAUUCCAGCUAUUGUUGUCUUCACGGCAAUGACAGGAUUUGGUAUGUCUGGUGUUUUCGCUGGAGGGUUUUCCUGGGCAGAAGCUGAACUAAUUAAAGUCACAGCAAGGGUAUCUUCCAGCAUUACCAUAACUGCUUCCACUGGUAAAAUUUUCAUUCCUCUGAUUCUGGGAUUUCUAAUGGAAGAAGCUAGCAACAUGUGGUUUUGUUAUAUAUUACUUGGUCAAACUGUGUUUUUGUGUCUUCUUUUUAUGUUUCUCUUAUUGUUUAAUAGACUGUAUCUGAACACUGUGUAUGGUUCAAUGACUUUGAUGGAGCAAAAUAUUGUACUUAGCUGA